Molecule: messenger RNA, 819 nt
Organism: Folsomia candida
Lineage: Eukaryota; Metazoa; Arthropoda; Collembola; Entomobryomorpha; Isotomidae
Product: protein snakeskin
Exons: 4
Coding region: 115-681 (188 amino acids)
Source: RefSeq, a predicted model, not a curated record
UUAACAACGUUUCGCAUAUCACUCCAUCUCCACCAUACGACAAGCUACAUCAUUUUUAUCGGCGUUAUUAUUUUUUUGCGAUUCAUCAAUUCAUAAAUUUACAAAUUUUUCGGCAUGGAAGCCUACAAAGUUUUAAAAAUUGUCCUUGUACUUUUUCAAUUGGUCAAAUUGGUCCUUAACUCCAUCGUGAUAUAUAUUUAUCGCAAAGGUGACAAUGGGUACUUUAUGGGAGCGUCGUACAAUAAAAAUCAUGACGCAGAAGCCUACGUUGCUGCGACAUUUAUUGGUUACAUAACUUUUAACAAGGCCCAAUUAAUUGGACAAGUCUUCAACUAUUUUUACAACAGGAGGAGUUUUUACAGUAGGGGGGCACUAGAAACAGUGAUGCUCGUAUACGGGAUAAUUGCCUUUCUUUUCAGUGGCGUCAUCAUUUUGCACUUUUGGCUAAAAUUUAUACCAGCAAACCAUUUCACUGAAAAUGAUCCUGCCUGCGUUGGGAUAUGGAUGGGGAGUCUGAGCAUCGUCCUUGCUGUGAUGUAUCUCGUGGAGAUUGUGGUUUCUCAAUUUAUGAAUUCCAUGAGUCAAAGUGGAGAUAACCGGGGUGGUGGCAUUGAUACGGUUGAUAAGGGAAGGGUGGUACAAUAUCAUGGUGUUCCGGCUAACGAGAUUCGCACUGGAUGAAAUAUAUAUUGGAUUGGGGAAAAAAUAUACUUUUGAAACCGUUGUCAAGUUUUGUUUAAUAAAUUUACGAAUAUAAAAAUACAAGGAAUCAUUUAUCUUUAUUCUGCUGUAAUAAAUUGAGUUUGAUUUACUAAAUAA